AUGGCGGCCAUCUACAGGGCAAACCCUCUCGAAGCCCAAGGUUACAAUCGGCCCAAGCCGAUUACGAACCUCCAACGCCAUCAGAUUGGCCAGGCGCUUGACUACGGUCAUCUCGACGCGUUCGGUGUCCCAAUGCUUCAAUCGAAAGCCUACAAAGAUGCCCAGGAGUUCCUCAAAGCAGAGAAGGAUUACCGUGAACGCGAACGUUUCCUGGAUCGCAUCACGCCUUCGAGGCGAGCGGGGACCGCGAUCUCCGUUGGUACCUCUACCUCUACAAGCGGGUUGCCGAUCCCUGAUCAGACAGGUUACGUGUACAACUACCCCGCUGAAGUUACGGCUCAAACUGGCCUUCAGUUCCAGGCUCCCAGUGGGGGGAAGGAGGUUCCCGAGGAGAAGCUAAAUCUGAACACCAAAAAUGUCAAUCCUGUUAUUCAGACGCGAGAGAUGGAGAUCCGCGUAGAUCCAAUGGACGGCACGCAUCGAGUCGGCGUCGCGACCGGAGUUGUUGACCGCUCGCCCAAGUUCCCGCGCCGAAAGGAGACUAUGUUAUGCCCGGAACGUUCCCUGGCCGAACGGCUGAAGUUCCCAUGGAGGUAUCAGAACGCAACCUUCGUCUCCGUUCCAGCUCCUACGCCACACGCCGAGUUCCGAAAGUACGAGCCACCUCCCGUGCCAGUCUUCAACCAGGGAAAGAAGCGAGCCGGCAGCAGCACUUUGUACACCGCUCAAGACAAGAAGAAGGCGAGAGUUAUAUGGGACGACAUAGGGGCAAGGAGGAGGUUAGCAGCCGUCGGCAGGGACGAUGAUCCUCCAAAAGUGCCUGUUCCCCAACCGACUCCUCCUGACUUUCCCACUCUUCCGAAAGCUGUGGAUCUGACGGUGGAGGUCCCGAGAGGGACUAAGCGCAAGGCUAAAAGGUCGCCCGAGGCGUUAUGA
Molecule: messenger RNA, 936 nt
Organism: Fimicolochytrium jonesii
Lineage: Eukaryota; Fungi; Chytridiomycota; Chytridiomycetes; Spizellomycetales; Powellomycetaceae
Exons: 3
Coding region: 1-936 (311 amino acids)
Source: RefSeq, a predicted model, not a curated record